ACUCACACAGCAAAAGUGCGUGUUCCUCCGCCUUUGGUUGCACGGUCGAGAAAAUCAUUUAGCCUCGACUUGUUGCUAUGCAACCGCAACGCCACCCGCCAGAUUCAGCACAACAAAAUGUCUGAAAGAAGACUGCAUGAGGUGAGUCAAUGUAUUGUUUCAAACAACUGGCUACAGUAUUAUACUGCUAAAAAACUGUAACAUACCCAUUCACAAAUACAAGAAGAACUAGCUAACUAGCUAUAGUCACCUUUAUGUGUCCUAGCUAUAUCGCUGUUUAAGAUAUAAGUUAGCUAACUGCUAGCUAGAUAGUUAGCAUGCUAGCUAGCUAAAACAGUACGUUAGCUGCUAGUAUACGUUAUGUAUGGCCACAGAUAAAUAGGGAAAACCCAUAGAGAUAGAUAGAGGACCCGUUUUCGCAUGGGUAGCGCCAUUGACGACUUCCACCAAUGUGAAGUAGUCAACUGGGUGGGAGCGUUGAGCUAUAAAAGAACGCGGGACUUCAGAGGAUCACAUAAUUCCGUUGUCACGAGGGAUCAGCCGAUUAAUUAUACUCUUGAGGAAACAUUCCAUAACUGCAGGUGGCAGUAAAUCGCCAACUUUUUACCUGUUCAAACAACACACUAUAGGUGGCAGUGUGCACCCUUUCAGUUUGUUUGUUACUCAUAGAAGUAACGUUAGUAGAAGAAGACAUUUGACUACUUCAAAAUGGCUCUGCCCAUGCUCUCACAGACGCCAUAAUAGGACAGAUACAAUGAUGCGAUGUCUAUUUAAGUCUAUGGGGAAACCCUAUCAAUAUCUUUGAUAUCGCUAAAACUAGCCUAGCUCAGAGAUAGAUCGUAGGUUAUGUGAAUAACUGUACAUUAUACGCAGACUGACUUUCAAUGAACGUGUUGUUCCUUUGAAAUGUUAUAUGCCUGUUGGCUAAAAGAACCAACAACUACUGUAUUUUUAUGAGCUACCUAACUUACUACAUUUGUUUAUUUAGCCCAAAAUACCCAUGUUAUCCAAGGCAGAAAGGUCUCAAGGAGGAAGAUCUGUGAGACGUCCAGCCUCUGUCCCCUCAAAGAAACCAUCCACGAUAGACCUACUUGCUAAAGAGGAGGAAUACAAGUAAGGUUCCUUGCCCAAACAUCUGUUGAGUCAAUGUAGACUGUAUCAUAUGAGAUGCUGUAACCAGAUGAAGAUAGCAUAAAAAAAGAGCAUAUUUCUCCCAUUCCAGACGUAUAAAUGCAGAGCUGGAGGCAAAAACAGCUGAACUAGUAAGGCAAGCGGAACAGGUUAUGGUAAGUGGUUUAGCUAGCUACCUGACCAAUUGACACUCUUCAGAACAACAUAAAACAUUCAUUUUUAGACAUCAUAUUUGUUUUAUUUAAACUUUUUGUCCUGAUUAGUGUUUUUUUUUCUUCUUUUUUUUCAGAGUGACCAAAAUGAAGUCUUGUCAAAGCCAAUCUCUUUCCACCUUGAUGUUGACAUUGAGGAUGAGGAUGAGGAGGAGGAUUUCAGGUAAUACAAUAUUGCAUUGCUCAAAACGUAUACCAUUUCAGUGUAGUAGACUGGAUAAGAAUAUAUGUAUUUGUAUUUGUCUUUAGGAAUGUGAACAUGCUGGAAUCUUCAGUUAGGAAGCCCACUGCUAAGGUGCAGUAUUCAAUUCAGUUUGAUAUGUAAAAUGUAACAUCUCAGAGAGGCAAAGGUAAUGUAAUCACUUAGUAAAACUAGGUGAGAAUCUCAAUUGCAUUUCCUUGAGUCCUUGCGUCCUCUCCCCUCACCUCCUUUUCAAAACCCAUUGGAUGAGAAGGUCAGAGGGGAGGUACCUCUGACCUUCUCAUCCAAUGGUUUUGAGAAGGAGGCGAGGUGAGUGGAUGUGAGGAAUCAAGGAAAUGCAAUUGAAAUUCUCCCUAAGUCAUAUUUCCCUUGCUCAGGUAGUGACAAAGAAAAGGGUCACUUCAAAAUCCAAUUCACAAAACAGACCUCCUGGAAACCUGAGAAAAGCACAGUAAGAAUGUUAUCCUUGUCACAAAUGUUCACACAAAUAUCUAUUGGAAACACUGGAAGAUUAAUGUGAAAGGUUAUGGCUUAAUGAGUGUCCAUCAUUGUGGAUCUUCAGUUCCUCAUGUUUGUUAUGACUUUUUCAACUUUUUGUUUGAGUUGUAUUUUGUUUAUUUGUUAUUUUAUUUCAGAACAACAAAGGCAUCUGCAGUUGAGGAUGUUGCAGUUCUUGAAGAUUUUGUGGAUUUUUCCUUGACUAAAACAAUACGUAACAUUGAGGGGAAGCUGGAUGAUGGAGAUACUCAUGACAAUCUUAUGGAAGACAUCAUGCCCAGUGUUGGGGAUGAGAUGGGAUCAGGUGAAUUCUGAUUUCAUGUAUUACACUUUCUGUGGCAUUCUCACACAUUCACAAUAUCACAUCUGGAGCACAAGAAUGGGUCUUUGCAAAAACAUGACAUUACAAAAAAUUAAGUUAUUUAUCAGAGUUCCAGAAUAUCAAUUGUUUCAGCCUUCUGUUCAUCGAGCUUCUCGCAUAUCCUUAAAAUUAUAUCAUUCUUUAUGUAACUAUAGUAUCUUUUUUUUGUGUGCUGUGUUUUAGAUGCUCAGAUCCGUUUUCUCAAAGCAAAACUUUGUGUAAUGCAAGAAGAAUUAAACCGGCUAGCAUAUGAGUGCAACAAGAAGGUAAUGAUAGAAAUAUGAGAGAUUAGGUAUAUUUUUGGAGUAACAUUGAAACAAGUAUAAAACAUGUAUUUGUUAUAGGAUGAUGCAAACAGUAGUUUAAGCACCAACAUAAAGGGGAUAGAGGAGGAUCGAACCAGACUACAGAAGACCACAAACAUUCAGCAAACCCAGAUAGAGAAACACAGAACUUUAGCGGAGGAGUCAAACAGAAAAUGUGAUGGGCUCCAGCAAGAAGUAACUGCUCUACAGAAGGUGGGUGUCAAGGAUAAAACAGUUAUUACAUUGAUUCUCUUUCUAGUUAGUCUUUUGGUAAUAUUAUAAACAGCACAUAUUGUAAUCAUGAAGUCCAUGAACAGUGACUGAGAGAAACCAAGACGUUUAUAGACCGGUCUUAUUGCUGAAUGGGCAGGGGGGCAUUGUACAGCUUAGACCUCUACGGGAUCGGUAUAUGGGAUGGUUGAGCUAACGUGCUCUAAUGUGAUUAGCAUGACUGUUGUAAGUAACAGCAAACUUUCCAGGACAUAAACAUGUCUUAUAUGGGCAGAAAGCUUAAAUUCUUGUUAAUGUAACUGCACCGUCCAAUUUACAGUAGCUAUUACAGUGAAAAAAUACCAUGCUAUGGUUUGAGGAGAGUGCACAACAACAAACUUAUUACAGCAACUGGUUUGAUACAUUCACCUCUGAAGGUAAAUAAUGUACUUACAUUCAGUAAUCUUGCUCUGAUUUGUCAACCUGAGGGUCCCAGAGAUAAAAUGUAGCAGUUUUGUUUGAUAAAAUCAAUUUUUAUAUUCAAAUGUUGGAACUGGGUUCUACAGUUUGAACCCUUGCUGUCUCUGGCUCCAUACCCACCCCGCCCGGCCAUCUAGAUGUGUGAAAGUUAGUGUAUAAGCAAAUAAUCCAUCAUGUAUGACAUUCCUGGGAGUGUGUAAACUUACAUUUUGUAUUACCAUAUCAUUUUUGUAUGUUCUCUAUAGUUAUGUACUUGAAAAUGUAUCGAUUGACCAAGUCGGCACAUUUGGGCAGACUUGAUACAAAAUAGUCCAGUAUUGCAAUGCUUCACUGGAUCAAUCUGAAACUUUGCACACACACUGCUGCCAUCUAGUGGCCAAAAUCUAGAUUGCACCUAAACUGCAAUAUUAUAUUGUGGCAUUUCUUGCAUUUCAAAGAUGAUGGAACAAAACAAAAAAUAGAAAACGCAUGUUUUUUUGUUUGUAUUAUCUUUUAUCUAAUGUGAUAUAUUCUCCUACAUUAAUUUCAUAUUUCCACAAACUUCAGUUUUUCCUUUCAAAUGGUAUCAAGAAUAUGCAUACAGUGGGGGAAAAAAGUAUUUAGUCAGCCACAAAUUGUGCAAGUUCUCCCACUUAAAAAGAUGAGAGAGGCCUGUAAUUUUCAUCAUAGGUACACGUCAACUAUGACAGACAAAAUGAGAAAAAAAAUCCUGAAAAUCACAUUGUAGGAUUUUUAAUGAAUUUAUUUGCAAAUUAUGGUGGAAAAUAAGUGUUUGGUCAAUAACAAAAGUUUCUCAAUACUUUGUUAUAUACCCUUUGUUGGCAAUGACACAGGUCAAACGUUUUCUGUAAGUCUUCACAAGGUUUUCACACACUGUUGCUGGUAUUUUGGCCCAUUCCUCCAUGCAGAUCUCCUCUAGAGCAGUGAUGUUUUGGGGCUGUCGCUGGGCAACACGGACUUUCAACUCCCUCCAAAGAUUUUCUAUGGGGUUGAGAUCUGGAGACUGGCUAGGCCACUCCAGGACCUUGAAAUGCUUCUUACGAAGCCACUCCUUCGUUGCCCGGGCGGUGUGUUUGGGAUCAUUGUCAUGCUGAAAGACCCAGCCACGUUUCAUCUUCAAUGCCCUUGCUGAUGGAAGGAGGUUUUCACUCAAAAUCUCACGAUACAUGGCCCCAUUCAUUCUUUCCUUUACACGGAUCAGUCGUCCUGGUCCCUUUGCAGAAAAACAGCCCCAAAGCAUGGUGUUCUUUGGAUGCAACUCAGCAUUCUUUGUCCUCCAAACACGACGAGUUGAGUUUUUACCAAAAAGUUCUAUUUUGGUAUCAUCUGACCAUAUGACAUUCUCCCAAUCCUCUUCUGGAUCAUCCAAAUGAACUCUAGCAAACUUCAGACGGGCCUGGACAUGUACUGGCUUAAGCAGGGGGACACGUCUGGCACUGCAGGAUUUGAGUCCCUGGCGGCGUAGUGUGUUACUGAUGGUAGGCUUUGUUACUUUGGUCCCAGCUCUCUGCAGGUCAUUCACUAGGUCCCCCCCGUGUGGUUCUGGGAUUUUUGCUCACCGUUCUUGUGAUCAUUUUGACCCCACGGGGUGAGAUCUUGCGUGGAGCCCCAGAUCGAGGGAGAUUAUCAGUGGUCUUGUAUGUCUUCCAUUUCCUAAUAAUUGCUCCCACAGUUGAUUUCUUCAAACCAAGCUGCUUACCUAUUGCAGAUUCAGUCUUCCCAGCCUGGUGCAGGUCUACAAUUUUGUUUCUGGUGUCCUUUGACAGCUCUUUGGUCUUGGCCAUAGUGGAGUUUGGAGUGUGACUGUUUGAGGUUGUGGACAGGUGUCUUUUAUACUGAUAACAAGUUCAAACAGGUGCCAUUAAUACAGGUAACGAGUGGAGGACAGAGGAGCCUCUUAAAGAAGAAGUUACAGGUCUGUGAGAGCCAUAAAUCUUGCUUGUUUGUAGGUGACCAAAUACUUAUUUUCCACCAUAAUUUGCAAAUAAAUAAAUUAAAAAUCCUACAAUGUGAUUUUCUGGAUUUUUUUACCUCAAUUUGUCUGUCAUAGUUGACGUGUACCUAUGAUGAAAAUUACAGGCCUCUCUCAUCUUUUUAAGUGGGAGAACUUGCACAAUUGGUGGCUGACUAAAUACUUUUUUUCCCCCACUGUAUCCUUGCUUCAGGUCCUGAGCUACAGGCAGUUAGAUUUGGGUAUGUCAUUUUAGGCCAAAAUUUUAAAAAAGGGUCAGAUCCUUAAGAGGUUAAUAAAGGAUGAAAUCAACCCCUCAACAGGGGAAUGCCUGGCAUGGCCUCAUUAACAUGAUUAGCCUGUAAGGUGAACCUCUCCUGCAGCUGGUGGUUGUGCGGCGCCCAUGUGACAGAUAUCUUUGGAAUUCAGAGAAAUCCCCCAGCGACAUUGCCCUCGCCUUGACCAGGGGUGGGGUGAAACAUGGUUGUAUAAUAUUUCCCACUGGGAGGGAUCACAACAGAGACAUACACUGAGUGUACAAAAUAUUAGGAGCACCUUCCUAAUAUUGAGUUGCUCCCCCUUUUGCCCUCAGAACAGCCUCAACUCGUCAGGGCAUGGACUCUACAAGGUGUCGAAAUACGUUCCACAGGGAUGCUGGCCCAUGUUGACGCCAAUGCUUCCCACAGUUGUGUCAAGUUGGCUGGAUAUCCUUUGGCUGGUGGACCAUUCUUGAUACACACGGGAAACUGUUGAGCGUGUAAAACCCAGCAGCGUUGCAGUUCUUGACACAGUCAAACCGGUGCGCCUGGCACCUACUACCAGACCCUGUCCAAAAGCACUUACAUAUUUUGUCUUUCCCAUUCACGCUUUCAAUGUCUCUAUUGUCGCAAGGCUUAAAAAUCCUUCUUUAACCGGUCUCCUCCCCUUCAUCUACACUGAUUGAAGUGGAUUUAACAAGUUACAUUAAUUAGGGAUCAUAGCUUUCACAUGGAUUCACCUGGUUAGUCUGUCAUGGAAAGAGCAGGUGUUCCUAAUGUUUUGUACACUCAGUGUAUGUCCACACCCAAAGAAAAUACAAAUUAAUGGUUGAUGGCUUCCUAAUGCUUAGUAGUCACAAUUAUUUGUUUAAAUGAAUAACUAUUAGCAUUUAAUUUCAGAAAUAUGAAGUUAAUAAGUAACUGUGAUGACAGUCAGUUGUUGUAGCUAUCUAAUCAAAUAUUACCAUUAUCAUUACAGUGCCUUUGAAAAUGUGUGUAGGUGCGGUAUAAAAACAUUACACAAAAUGCUUUUACUGAAUUAGCUUGCCCCCCGUGUGUUUAACAAAGGAAAUCGAGGGUUUGAAGAGAGCACAAAAACAGGCAGCAACCAAUCACAGUGCCGUAGAGGUAAGACUGAACAGAGCCUUGGAGGAAGUUGAGAGGUCCAAGACACAACUGAGCAAGAUCAAGCAGAUGAGCAAGGUAAAUUAAACCACCUAUCAGUGCAUUUAGUGAUCACAUCAAUCAUCAUUUACACUACAAAUAGUGCCAUGCUAUUAGUAUAGUUCAGAUUUUGGUAUUCAAGUUAGGCUUCUGUCACUUGUUGUAUAACCCAGGUUAAAUAGACUUGUUUUAUGUCUAUCCUUUCCAUAAGGACACAGCGGACCAGGCGCAUAAAAAAAUAGAAACCUUAAAAGCCGAAAACAAGAAGCUGGAAAAGCAAAAAGCAGAACUGAUAGUGGGUUUUAAAAAACAGCUCAAACUGAUUGAUAUACUGAAAAGGCAAAAAGUAAGUCUUCAUAUUAAAUGCAAGUAAUUAUUAAAAGACCGUAUCAUUACUGAUAUUUCUCCUUAAACUGACAUUUUUCCCCUUGCUUGAGCAGAUGCAUUUUGAAGCUGCCAAGAUGUUGUCGUUUACAGAAGAGGAAUUCAUGAAAGCUCUUGACUGGGGGAAAUCA
Molecule: messenger RNA, 7286 nt
Organism: Coregonus sp. 'balchen'
Lineage: Eukaryota; Metazoa; Chordata; Actinopteri; Salmoniformes; Salmonidae
Source: the annotation of a GenBank genome assembly